AGGAUCCUUUUAACCCUUUUCAAUCAUCUCUCAACCAUACCUCAAAUCCAUAUAUUGAAUGUAAUGAUAACAACAAUUUGAGUAAGACUCGUACACGUUUAUCACCUAAUAAUUCUGCUAUGCAUCGAAUUAUUAAAAAAGUCCCACAUAAGAAGCGCCGUAAAUCUAAGCUCAAGUCUCAUUUUAAUUGUAAUCAAAAUUUAAAAUCAACUUUGCUUUCUAUGGAAAAAAAUAUGAAAACCGAAUUGAAAGAAAAUCAACAACCAACAGUGCAGUUUUCUACAAUUCAUUCAGCUUUUGUAAAGUCAAAUGAAAUGCUUAAUCAAAAGUCAAUGUCGAAAAUCUCACAGAAUAAGCACUCAAAAGUCAAUGAUAAUAAUAAUAAUGAAAGGAGGAAAAGACCGUUAUCAAUAAAUAUUGUCGAUUCGUUUCGUAGUUUACUACAACCAUUUUAGGCGGAUAUGUGUGUGUGUUUUUUUUGUAUAAACUAUUUCUAUGAACAGAUCAGUUGAUUUUUAUCGAUUUUAUAACAAUGAUGACUGUAAAUUAUUCAAUGGUUGAGAAACCUUUUUUUUUUUGGAAAUUAUUUUUGUAUAUAAACAAAUUAUAGCAAUAAAAUUGUAUAUA
Schistosoma turkestanicum is the source of this 627-nucleotide messenger RNA. The record is from the annotation of a GenBank genome assembly. Lineage: Eukaryota; Metazoa; Platyhelminthes; Trematoda; Strigeidida; Schistosomatidae.